AUUCUAAUCCGGGUCACAGAAUGGCUAAGGCAGAUUUAAGUGCAGCGUGGAUUUUUUUUUUUUCUCACUUUGCCUUGUGUUUUCCACCCUGAAAGAAUGUUGUGGCUGCUCUUUUUUCUGGUGACUGCUAUUCAUGCUGAACUCUGUCAACCAGGUGCAGAAAAUGCUUUUAAAGUGAGACUUAGUAUCAGAACAGCUCUGGGAGAUAAAGCAUAUGCCUGGGAUACCAAUGAAGAAUACCUCUUCAAAGCGAUGGUAGCUUUCUCCAUGAGAAAAGUUCCCAACAGAGAAGCAACAGAAAUUUCCCAUGUCCUACUUUGCAAUGUAACCCAGAGGGUAUCAUUCUGGUUUGUGGUUACAGACCCUUCAAAAAAUCACACCCUUCCUGCUGUUGAGGUGCAAUCAGCCAUAAGAAUGAACAAGAACCGGAUCAACAAUGCCUUCUUUCUAAAUGACCAAACCCUGGAAUUUCUAAAAAUCUCUUCCACACUUGCACCACCCAUGGACCCAUCUGUGCCCAUCUGGAUUAUUGUAUUUGGUGUGAUAUUUUGCAUCGUCAUAGUUGCAAUUGCACUACUGAUUUUAUCAGGGAUCUGGCAACGUAGAAGAAAGAACAAAGAACCAUCUGAAGUGGAUGACGCUGAAGAUAAGUGUGAAAACAUGAUCACAAUUGAAAAUGGCAUCCCCUCUGAUCCCCUGGACAUGAAGGGAGGGCAUAUUAAUGAUGCCUUCAUGACAGAGGAUGAGAGGCUCACCCCUCUCUGAAGGGCUGUUGUUCUGCUUCCUCAAGAAAUUAAACAUUUGUUUCUGUGUGACUGCUGAGCAUCCUGAAAUACCAAGAGCAGAUCAUAUAUUUUGUUUCACCAUUCUUCUUUUGUAAUAAAUUUUGAAUGUGCUUGAAAGUGAAAAGCGAUCAAUUAUACCCACCAACACCACUGAAAUCAUAAGCUGUUCACGACUCAAAAUAUUCUGAAAUAUUUUUCUGACAAUAUAGUGUAUAAAUGUGGUCAUGUGGUAUUUGUAGUUAUUGAUUUAAGCAUUUUUAGAAAUAAGAUCAGGCCUAUGUAUAUAUUUUCACACUUCAAAGACCUAAGGAAAAAUAAAUUUUCCAGUGGAGAAUACAUAUAAUAUGGUGUAGAAAUCAUUGAAAAUGGAUCCUUUUUGAUGAUCACUUAUAUCACUCUGUAUAUGACUAAGUAAACAAAAGUGAGAAGUAAUUAUUGUAAAUGGAUGGAUAAAAAUGGAAGUACUGAUAUACAGGGUGGAAUUUUAUCCUGUUAUCACACCAACAGUUGAUUAUAUAUUUUCUGAAUAUCAGCCCCUAAUAGGACAAUUCUAUUUGUUGACCAUUUCUACAAUUUGUAAAAGUCCAAUCUGUGCUAACUUAAUAAAGUAAUAAUCAUCUCUUUUUGA
This is a messenger RNA of Gorilla gorilla gorilla (western lowland gorilla), 1413 nucleotides long. RefSeq names its product collectrin, amino acid transport regulator (gene CLTRN). Gene Ontology annotation, cellular component: extracellular exosome; plasma membrane. The transcript is spliced from 6 exons. Lineage: Eukaryota; Metazoa; Chordata; Mammalia; Primates; Hominidae. The record is from RefSeq and is a predicted model, not a curated record. Gene Ontology annotation, biological process: positive regulation of amino acid transport. The coding region runs from base 97 to 765 and encodes 222 amino acids.